AUGAAACGCAUCAAUGUCACUCUUCGCCUCCGCCAUUUUCCAAAAUCCAGAAAAAUUCACACCCAAAGAGUCGCUUUUUCUUCAACCAAACCGGAAUUCAAACCGGAUGGGAUAUCUGUUGAUUACAACUUCCUGGGUCAGGUACUGGACACAAACCCGGAUCACAAAACCCUCAGAACAAUCCACUCCAGAAUCAUCCUCCAAAACCUAAACCGCGACUCGUCUCUAGGAGUUAAACUCAUGAAAUCGUACGCUUCUUUAAAAGACGUACCCUCAGCACGCAAGGUGUUCGACGAAAUUCCCGAGAGAAACGUGAUCAUCCUCAACGUCAUGAUCAGAAGCUACGUGAACAACGGGCUUCACCGCGAAGGUAUCCAACUGUUCGGGACGAUGUGUGUCUUCGAUGUUAGACCCGAUCAUUACACUCUCCCUUGUGUUCUAAAGGCCUGUUCUUGCUCUGGGAAUGUUACCGUUGGGAGGAAGAUACACGGGUCCGCUACAAGAGUUGGGCUUGCUUCGACUUUGUUUACUGGGAAUGGGUUAGUUUCGAUGUAUGGAAAGUGUGGGUUUUUAUCUGAAGCGAGGCUUGUCCUUGACGAGAUGUCAAGGAGAGAUGUGGUUUCUUGGAACUCGUUGGUCGCUGGGUACGCGCAGAACCAGAGGUUUGAUGAUGCGUUGGAGGUUUGUAAGGAAAUGGAGGAUGUGAAGGUAAGUCACGACGCUGGCACGAUGGCUAGUCUGUUACCAGCAGUGACCAAUACGACGGUGGAUAAUGUUACGUUUGUUGAAACUAUGUUUUCGAAAAUGGGGAAUAAUAAGAAGAGUUUGGUUUCAUGGAACGUGAUGAUCGGUGUGUAUAUGAAAAACGCUAUGCCUGUUGAAGCUAUGGAGUUGUAUUCCCGAAUGAUGGAGCCUGAUGCGGUCUCGAUCACAAGUGUGUUACCUGCUUGUGGAGAUACAUCUGCUCUGUCUCUCGGUAAGAAGAUCCAUGGAUACGUCGAGAGGAAGAAGCUAAUACCGAAUGUUUUGGUUGAGAAUGCGUUGAUUGACAUGUACGCGAAAUGUGGAUGUUUAGACAGAGCAAGAGAUGUGUUUGAGAGUAUGAAGUCUCGUGACGUUGUGUCUUGGACAGCUAUGAUCUCAGCUUAUGGAGUCAGUGGGAAAGGCCGUGACGCCGUGGCGUUGUUUUCCAAAAUGCAAGACUCUGGUCUCGUCCCUGAUUCGAUUGCAUUCGUCACAACGUUAGCUGCUUGUAGCCACGCGGGUUUGCUUGAAGAAGGUCGGAGUCUUUUCAAACUCAUGACGGAGCAUUACAAGAUUACUCCUAGGUUAGAGCAUUUAGCUUGUAUGGUUGAUCUUCUUGGCCGAGCUGGGAAAGUGAAAGAGGCUUAUAAGUUUAUACAAGAGAUGUCAGUGGAACCAAACGAGAGAGUUUGGGGAGCGUUACUAGGAGCUUGUCGGAUGCAUUCAGAUACAGACAUCGGUCUAGUGGCAGCUGAUAAGUUGUUUCAGUUAGCACCUGAGCAAUCUGGUUACUACGUGUUGCUUUCUAACAUCUACGCAAAGGCUGGAAGAUGGGAGGAAGUUACAAAGAUCAGAGAUAUAAUGAAGAGCAAAGGGUUAAAGAAGAAUCCUGGAGCGAGCAACGUUGAAGUCAAUGGAGUAAUCUAUACAUUCUUGGUAGGUGACAGGUCACACCCGGAGUCUGAUGAGAUUUACAGAGAGCUGGAUGUUCUAGUGACGAAAAUGAAAGAGUUAGGGUAUGUUCCUGAUUCGGAAUCGGCGCUUCACGAUGUGGAAGAGGAAGAUAAAGAGACGCAUUUGGCUGUUCAUAGUGAGAAGUUAGCAAUUGUGUUUGCUCUGAUGAACACAGAGGAAGGAGAAGAAGAGAGUGAUGCCAUAAGAAUAACGAAGAACCUUAGGAUCUGUGGUGAUUGUCAUGUUGCAGCAAAGCUUAUCUCGCAGAUAACUUCACGCGAGAUUAUCAUCAGAGACACUAAUAGGUUUCAUGUGUUCCGGUUUGGUGUUUGCUCUUGUGGUGACUACUGGUGAAAUUAAUGUUCAAGAUACAAACGCAGCUUUUUGAUGAGAGUGAAAGUCUGACCACCAAUGAUUAAAUCCCAUAGGUGUUUUAACUGGUUUAGCUUGAGCCACCCUAAACACAUUUAUAACCUUCUUCGAAUAUUUCUCAUGUGACAGUUGAGGAAUCCACUUAUAUUUAUAUAUCUUAUGAUCUCAG
This is a messenger RNA of Eruca vesicaria subsp. sativa (arugula), 2239 nucleotides long. NCBI's taxonomy places the organism in Eukaryota, Viridiplantae, Streptophyta, Magnoliopsida, Brassicales, Brassicaceae. The record is from the annotation of a GenBank genome assembly.